UUACAACCAUCCAAAUCUGCCCUUUCUUCUUCCUUCAUCCUCCGUUCACUUUUCCUAAACCCUAGCCUUUCCCCGGUGCACUUUCUCCUAUUCUCUCCUCCAAUGGCGGAUGCUACUGACGACAUCGACAAGCUCUACGAGUUUGGUGAACGUCUCAACGACGCAAAGGACAAGUCUGAGCAUAGGCAGGACUAUGAAGGAAUUAUUGCGGCAGCGAAUGGAAGUGUGAAGGCUAAACAACUUGCUGCGCAGCUUAUCCCUAAGUUUGUUAAAUUUUUCCCUGAGUUAGCGGAGCAGGCACUUGAUCAGCACUUAAAUUUAAUUGAAGAUCACGAGCUUGGGGUCCGUGUACAAGCGAUCCGUGGACUUCCGCUUUUUUGCAAAGAUACACCUGAGCAGUUGACUAAAAUUGUUGACAUUCUUGGUCAGCUCCUCAUUGCAGGAGAAAAUGUAGAGCGUGAUGCUGUACACAAGGCUCUUAUGACCGUGUUACGUCAGGAUGUGAAGACUUCUCUAACUGCUUUGUUUAAGCAUAUUGGGAGCAUCGAGGAUCAGAGUGCUGAGGAUUUUAGCACUUGGGACAGCAUUCGUAAAAAAGUUCUUCUAUUUCUAAGAGAUAAGGUGUUUCCUCUAAAGACGGAGCUCCUAGUUCCACAGGAGCUGAUGGAGAGGCACAUAACUACUUUAGUGAAGCAGAAUUUGCAAGAUGUAACGGCUGCUGAAUUCAAAAUGUUCAUGGACUUUUUGAAAAGCUUGAGCUUAUUUGGCCAUAAGGCUCCUGCAGAGCGUAUCCAGGAGCUUGUUGAGAUAAUUGAAGGUCAGGCAGAUCUUGAUGCUCAGUUCAAUGUGUCUGAUGCUGAUCAUAUCGAGAGGUUCAUAUCGUGCCUUUCAAUGACCUUUCCCUUCUUCAAGAGGGGUGCAUCAGGCAGCAAGUUUCUCAACUAUCUGAACAAGCAAAUCAUGCCUGUUUUUGACAAGGUAAUUCUUGUAACUCCUAUAUUUAUUAGUUUCUUAAUGCAGCAAGUGCAUUUGAUGCACUUAACAGUUGGAUUAAGCACAGUUGAGGAUUUGGCUAGGGCUAUGAUCAAGAAAUUAACCCAAGGGAUGGCAGAUCAAAACAAAGCACUUGCUGCUGCUAAAACAGAAGAAGAAAAGGAUGCUAUUAAAACCCAAAAGCAGAAUGCUACCUUUGCACUCCGAGCUUGCAACAAUAUAUUAGCAAUGACCCAGCCAUUGAAUACAAAAACACCAAAAUUUAUAGGCGAUCAAAAAACAAAUUUGUCAUGGAAAGAAGCUGCGAAGCCUUCAGGUCCUUCAACUGCUACUGUUGCAGGUCAGAAGCGCCCGGCUGCUACUACAAAUGGGUCAAACAAUAACCCUUUAAAAAAGGGCCGAGGAGCCAGUGGUAUGCAACACCAGCUGGUUAACAAGGCAUUUUCAGGUAUCUAUGAUAGUGGAAGAAGCAGUGGAAGAGGUGGUAGGAGUUGGCGUGGUCGUGGAAGAGGACGGUCAUAUCACUAACGUGCUCACUCCACUGUAGCACUAAAUUAAUUGCAGAACAAUCUGGUGAUUCUUUCCGCUGGUACGAUUUGGAUAUAUCUUGUGGUGAGCAGAACAAUCAGGUGAUCUUUUCCAUUGGUACGAUUUGGAUAUAUCUUAUGGCGACCCAGACGACUUAUUUAGGCAGGUUCAUUGACGGGGGUUCUGAUUCUGUAGAUUGCUUAGUGAUGGUAUUUUAUUUUCAAUAUGUAACUUUAAGUCGGUGUACUAUGAGCCUAUAAUAAUACAUUA
Solanum stenotomum is the source of this 1791-nucleotide messenger RNA. RefSeq names its product apoptosis inhibitor 5-like protein API5. The record is from RefSeq and is a predicted model, not a curated record. NCBI's taxonomy places the organism in Eukaryota, Viridiplantae, Streptophyta, Magnoliopsida, Solanales, Solanaceae. The transcript has 13 exons. Gene Ontology annotation, cellular component: nucleus. Gene Ontology annotation, biological process: regulation of programmed cell death. Bases 103 to 1521 code for a protein of 472 amino acids. Gene Ontology annotation, molecular function: mRNA binding.